GCUCAAACGAUUUGCGUAGACAAAAUGGCGGCAAUGGGGUAAGUUGAGGGUGAUUUGGUAGUUUUUAAUUUAUAUUUUUGUAUAAUUGUAUUUUAUAGUUUAUUUCAGUUGAAAGUUUAAAUGAUUUUAUAUUUAUAAAUUUACGGAACCAUCGACAAAUGAAAAAAGAGAAAAAAAAUCGUGGUAAGCCUUCCGCACAGCCUCAUACUUCAUUAUCCACACAAUUCUUGGAUAAAUAAGACACUGGCGGAGACAAAUUAUUAGAUGGUUUAAUUGCCUUUGGGACUACAGCUUUGAGAAUGAUAUGGACUUAUAGGGAACUCUUUCCAAAGUCAUGUUAUAGAUAUUAAUGGACAAUGUUGUAGCCCUUGUGUUGUAGCUUGUUCUUGCAGCCAACAAAUAUUAUGAAUGAAUUUUAUGGAAGUUUACCUUCCAGCUUUUGAGCAAGAAUGCUGCUCUUAACCCUUUCACUCCUAAAGUGUCAUUAUUAAUUCUGGAAUUUGGUGUUUGAUCUGCUGAUAAUCCCUUUAUAUUUUUCUUUAUUCUCAUCACUCGUUUGCUUGAUAUUGUAUUGAUAUUGUGAGGAGAAAUUCAAUCUUGGUCACUCAUGGGAGUUGAAGGGUUGAGGCUCUCUCAUAUAUUUUAAACAACCCUUUAUUGAAAAUCCAGGGCAAGAUUUACACAGUGAGCAAUAUUUAUGCACUAAACUUUAUUUUUCAGAAACAUUUGGUUUUUCUGUCCUCUGUGGAAUUUGAUUAACUUAUUAUAAACAUGGCACUUGGAACACUGUGGACAAGAAAGCAUUUCCUAUUCUGGCGUAAAAUCAGUCAACUUGCCUCUGUGAAUCACAUUGUAACAAUGACCUCUCCUCCAUACUUUGAGGAUAAGUGUAAUAAGAUUGGUGCUGUUGUCACCAGAACAGGAACAGAAUCAAGUAGAAGCCCGGUUGUUGCUCUUCUUGGCUGGAAUAGUGCACAAGAUAAGCAUCUGGCUAAAUACAGUGAAAUGUUUGAACAAAAAGGCUUUGACACCAUCAGGAUUCCGGCAAACCCAUACAACACUUUCUUGCGAUUAAACAGAGUCAAAGAGAUCAGUCUGGAACUUUUAGAAAUACUAGAGGAAAUGAAUUCAAAUAAAAACAGGCCAUUUAUACUUUAUGCCUUCAGUAUGGGAGGGUUCAAUGUUGGCCACUUUAUUAGACAAGCAAUAUCUAUCCCAGGGCAGAGGCAUUUUAAAUCCAUCAAUAUCAUUGGUUGCAUAUUUGAUAGUUGCCCCCAUUUUCCUGGUUGGCAUAGUCUAAAGGGUGUACAGUCCACAAUUUUAGAAACCAUACCAAAUCCUCUGAUUAAGGCUGCUGUGUGGGUGGGCUUAGGACUGGUAUGUCCUCCAGUUUUUUUGUUCUCUUCGGAAUUAAAACAGCUUAUACCAGACUCGAUAUCCUACCCCUUUGGUUGUCCUGAGUUGUUCCUUUUCUGUAGCACUGAUCCUUUAGUUCCUGAGAGAGAUGUUUGGGUUUUCAUUGAGGCACACAAAAAGAAAGGUAUUAAGGUUUUUGAAAAGUGCUGGGAAGUGUCAGGUCAUGUGCAACAUUAUAGGAAUUAUCCUGAGGAAUACUUGAGCAAAGUCAAUACCUUUACUGACUAUUGUAUGAAACAGUAUUUCACCUCAGGAAUUUCUAAGCUAUAAUAAGCCUUACAAUAUAGGCUUUUGAAUCUGUUUACUACAAACUUGAUAUAAAUAAUACUAUGCAUUCAUAUCAAAUUUCUUGUAUCUUGUUAGGACACAUUAUGACUUUUUAGUGCAUAGAACUGUUUUAAAAGAAAUUUUGACCUUAGCAGUUGUAAGUAACUUGCAGCAUUUUGAGGUGGGGUUUUGACAACUCAAUUUUCAGCUUAAGUGGCUGAUUCAGUGAUCUGUGUUCAGCCCUCAUGUAGAGAGUUGUAAAUUAUUUUACUCAGCUUUUGAGGUCUUAGUUAAAUGCAGGAAAAAAUUUUGCUUUAACUGUCUAUUUUUUUUUGUGGGAAGCUGAUGUUUUAUUUGUGUCAGAACUUAGGAAAACAUUUUUCUUUUCAGCUUACCCAUCUCCUUGGUAUCCACAUCACCCCACACUACCACACAGGAGAUGCUUUGACACUCCAACCCCCCCUCCCCUUCCCAUCCUUGGAAAAAGAGGAACAUUCAUAGAGGAUACAUAAAGGUUUUUAGCUGUUAGGUAUAUUUCAGUUAUAAGUAUCUAUGAUUAAAAUUUAUAUAGGUAAUUAAAUAUUGAUGAGAUAAUUAAAAACUUAUACCAUAUGAUGAUUUUACCUAUUGUUAAAAAGAAAGGAAAAGUGAAAGAGUUGAAAGGAAAUCUUGGUCAAAACCUUAUUUUAGGUUUCACGUUAGAAUAGAUUCAUGUUAUAUUUGCUACAUUGUAUUGGAAACUUAAAAAUAAAAGCUGCUACAUUUUAUUUUUGUAUUU
Pocillopora meandrina is the source of this 2461-nucleotide messenger RNA. The record is from the annotation of a GenBank genome assembly. Lineage: Eukaryota; Metazoa; Cnidaria; Anthozoa; Scleractinia; Pocilloporidae.